UGUUCUUCCAUUAAUUUGCUUUACUCCUACUUCUUUUAUAAACAAUCUGAAAAUAAAAUUUAAGAAAGAAAAAGAUAAUAAUUAGGCAUGAGAAUGAGUUGCAAUGGGUGUCGGAUUCUUCGUAAAGGAUGUAGCGACGACUGUAUAAUUAGACCUUGUCUUCAAUGGAUUCCCUCCUCCGAUUCUCAAGCCAACGCCACCAUUUUUCUCGCCAAAUUUUAUGGCCGCGCCGGCCUCUUCAACCUCAUCACCGCCGCCGCCCAACACCUCCGCCCUGCCAUUUUCAAGUCAUUGCUGUACGAGGCGUGCGGUCGGAUGGUGAAUCCGGUGUACGGUUCUGUUGGAUUGCUGUGCUCCGGCGACUGGGAACGUUGUCAGGCAGCCGUCGACGCCGUCUUGAACGGAUCCAUGAACGUCGAACCAGAUACGCCGCCGUCAAACAACGGUAACCUUUCCCUCAAAUGCUGCGACAUUCGCCACGUUUGUAACGAACCCAAUUUGGCUGCUUCCGGCGAUCUUCUCAAGGUCAAGGGUCGUAGCCGGUUCAAGAAGCCUGAUCAUCGAACCAAACCAAAACCCGGGCCGGAUCAUGACUUAGGAAUUGGGUCUAGUUUUGAUGAAGCGGGCCGGGAUGUGAGCAAUGGAAGCCGGUUUGAGAAGGCCGACGACGUUGAGCUGGAAUUGACUCUUAAAUCGGCUCAGUAAGGGAAGAAAAAGUGAGAAUUAAAAAUUAUAUCACAUAUAUAAGAGAGUUAAAAAAAAAAAAAAAAAUAAUAAUUUGGAAAAAGAAUUGGAUUGUGGACACUGAACAGGUGGCAAUGUGAUGAAGAUGAGGGCUAUGUAUGUGUAUUCCAUGCACAAGGCAGUUAUUCUUAUUUAUUGUGCCUUUGCAAAUUUUCCAUCUUUUUCUUUUUCUUUUUCUUUAUGUAUAGAAUAUAUUGUAAAAAAGCAUUAUAAUAAAACUUAUAUAGUUUUAGUGUCUAAA
Cucumis sativus (cucumber) is the source of this 985-nucleotide messenger RNA. RefSeq names its product LOB domain-containing protein 40. The coding region runs from base 88 to 705 and encodes 205 amino acids. The transcript has 2 exons. The record is from RefSeq and is a predicted model, not a curated record. Lineage: Eukaryota; Viridiplantae; Streptophyta; Magnoliopsida; Cucurbitales; Cucurbitaceae. Gene Ontology annotation, biological process: regulation of gene expression.